CUCUGAGGACCUCUGUAAACGCGCGAGAGAGACAAGGAAACAGCGAGAGAGAUGGAGAGCAGGAAGGGAGCAGAAGCAGGACCAUCGAAAGGUGGUGUCUUUGGUGAUGAGAACGAAGAAACGAAGCGGACUGAGGAACCCCAUGAUCAUGAAAUCGAUGUUGAUGAGGAGGAGAGUGACGAUGAUGAUGAUGUUGCUGCUGCUGGAUUUGUUCCUGGGCCUCUGCUUUCUCUCAAAGAGCAGAUUGAGAAAGACAAGGAAGAUGACAGCUUAAGGAGGUGGAAAGAGAAGCUACUUGGUUGCUUAGAAGGCGAUUUGAAUGAACAAAUGGAACCUGAGGUCAAGUUCCACAGCAUAAGCAUUAUUUCCGACGACUUUGGUGAAAUUAUUACUCCGUUGCCUAUAAAUGAAAAUCAGAGCGGUAGUGUCCUUUUUACCCUCAGGGAGGGAUCUCGGUAUCAGCUCAAGCUGACAUUCAGCGUUCUCCACAACAUUGUUUCUGGCUUGACCUACUCCAACUCUGUAUGGAAGGGGGGACUCCAAGUUGACCAAAGCAAAGGAAUGCUGGGCACUUUUGCACCUCAGAGGGAACGAUAUGUGCAUUUGUUGGAAGAGGAGACAACUCCCUCUGGCGCUCUGGCAAGGGGAAAUUAUUCAGCGAGGCUUAAGUUUGAAGAUGAUGACAAACGAUGUCAUAUAGAGCUUCGAUACUCCUUUGAGAUAAAAAAGGGGAGAUAGCCAAGUGAAAUCAGAGUACUUAUCAUUGCCAUAUUCAUUUUUCAUUUUCCUCCAUUGUUCUGCAAACCAUGUCCUGAGGCCAUUUUGUUGACAAGACUGCUCUUGGCUUUGAUAUAAACUUCAACUUGUUUACUCUGAAUCAGUCUUUUAUGGCUCAAAUUGCAAUGGGCAGAUUGAUAA
Molecule: messenger RNA, 918 nt
Organism: Tripterygium wilfordii
Lineage: Eukaryota; Viridiplantae; Streptophyta; Magnoliopsida; Celastrales; Celastraceae
Product: rho GDP-dissociation inhibitor 1-like
Exons: 6
Coding region: 52-738 (228 amino acids)
Biological process (GO): Rho protein signal transduction
Cellular component (GO): cytosol; cytoplasm; membrane
Molecular function (GO): protein binding; Rho GDP-dissociation inhibitor activity
Source: RefSeq, a predicted model, not a curated record